This is a messenger RNA of Ochotona princeps (American pika), 1234 nucleotides long. Its product is annotated as membrane cofactor protein-like. Gene Ontology annotation, biological process: negative regulation of complement activation, classical pathway. The record is from RefSeq and is a predicted model, not a curated record. The transcript has a single exon. Gene Ontology annotation, cellular component: cell surface. NCBI's taxonomy places the organism in Eukaryota, Metazoa, Chordata, Mammalia, Lagomorpha, Ochotonidae. Bases 155 to 1234 code for a protein of 359 amino acids.
UGAUUUAUGUCCUGUGUGCUGUUAAGACCACACCCACCCGCCCUUUGGUCCCCGACACUUAGCCACUGUGCAGAUUGAUUGUUGCGUCUCAUCACCAGACCAGGGUGGGCCGCAGCAUGAUUGGCCGUCAGAGGUCCCGCCCUGCUCCGGGAAAAUGGCAGCUUCUUCCACACCACACACCAGGCCUGCUCACCUUAGCCCGAGUCCCGCUGCUUCCACGUGGUUUCUGAGCAUUCUGCUGCUGACCCUGGUCAUCUUGCCAUCCUCUGAAACCUGCGGUGAACCACCAAGGUUUGAAAAUAUGCAGCCCACUGGUAACGUUAAACCCUCUUAUAAUGUGGGGGAACGAGUAAAUUAUACGUGUAAUCCGGGAUACCUGUAUCGACCUCCUAAGCCCAAAUUUGUCACUUGUGGACAGAACCAGCAAUGGUCACAGAUCACAAAAGAUACUUGCUACAAAAAGGCAUGUAGAAGGCAAGGCGAUAUUCCAAAUGGUGUCGUUAACCUCAUAAACGGAAGCUAUGAGUUCGGUAACCAGAUUGAAUUUGUUUGUAAUGAUGGGUUUCAUUUAAUUGGUGCGAGAAUUCUACAUUGUCAGCUUACCGGGUCAGAUGUGCAUUGGAGUGAUAGACCUCCACACUGUGAAAAAAUUGUGUGCGCACCACCGCCAAACAUAGCGAAUGGAACACACAGUGCAGUUGGCAGGGAAGUAUUUGAGUAUCUUUCAGUAGUAACUUAUCGUUGCCAUAAAGCAUCGGGACCAGACGAAUUUUCACUUGUUGGAGAGAGUCAGCUGCAUUGUGCUGGCAGUGGAAAAUGGAGUAGUGACCCUCCGCAGUGUAAAGUGGUCAAAUGUCCAUUCCCAGAACUGACAAAUGGAAGGCAGACAUCAGGAUUUGGGAGAAAAUUUUACUACAAGGCACAGGUUACGUUUGAAUGCAACCAGGGGUUUUACCUUCGGGGCAGUGCGCUGAUCACCUGUGAUGAGAACAGUACUUGGCAACCACCAAUUCCGCUGUGUCUUAAACGACAACCACUUUUCAUGGCAAAAUCUCGACCUUUGUGUACUACACUCGUUACUCGUCACACUGUUAGACCUUCAGAUGCAAUUCCUUCCAGAGGAACAUCUCGAACAUCUACUGUCUCUCUGAAUACUUGUCCCUGGGAAGAACCACUUCACGUUUGGGUUGUCCUUGGAUAUAUGAUUACUUUGAUUACUGUAUUGGAAUUGUAG